Sclerotinia sclerotiorum 1980 UF-70 is the source of this 1326-nucleotide messenger RNA. RefSeq lists its product as hypothetical. The transcript has 2 exons. Gene Ontology annotation, biological process: alkaloid metabolic process. The coding region runs from base 1 to 1326 and encodes 441 amino acids. The record is from RefSeq and is a predicted model, not a curated record. Lineage: Eukaryota; Fungi; Ascomycota; Leotiomycetes; Helotiales; Sclerotiniaceae. Gene Ontology annotation, molecular function: transferase activity, transferring alkyl or aryl (other than methyl) groups.
AUGUCUGAACAGAAACAAUUUCUGCGUCUGGACGUGGUGGAUUCGCUUCCUCGACGCAAUGAGGAUUGCGACUUUUGGUGGCAAUCAACUGGUCCUCAACUUUGUGCUCUCCUCCACGAAGCCGGUUACAGUAUUGGCCAGCAGUAUGAGGGUCUACUCUUUCACUAUCAUGUGGUUGUGCCACGUCUUGGUCCACGGCUAGCGUCAUCUUCUUCUCCCAACGAGUCGACACAAGUAUGGAAGUCAUUCGUGCAGGACGACUUCAAAACCAUCGAAUUUAGCUGGAAGUGGGAUACUGGAAAGGAAUUGUCAAAUGGAAGAAUGUCAAAGCCUGAUCUCAGAAUGGCCAUUGAGGCAGUCGGUCUCCUUGCAGGAAAAGCACCAGAUCCUUUCAAUCAGAUUGCCACGAAAGAAGUUCUCCACGAGCUAGACUUCGUAAAUUCGAAAGUUGAUUUGACAUGGUUUUAUCAAGUUUAUCAUGCUAUAUUUGGAGAAUCGGAUGCCACUGAAAUAAGCGAGCAUAUUGAAGCAGCAAGCAUGGCGGAAGUGGGUACUUCAUCCAUUUUUCUUGCGUUUCAAUUUUUGAGAGGCGACCCCAAGAACGAUUCUCCCAUUAAGUCUUAUUUCAUCCCACCAAGGUCAGCACAACCUGACGGAGCUAUCAUUGGACCUCAUGAAAGAAUCAUUGCAGCCAUUCGAAGCAUAGGACAAGAAGUGAAGAUGGAAUGGACUGCGUUAGACCAAAUGCUAUCAUUCAUGAGUGACAAUGAGAAUGGAAGGCAGUUGUCUACUCCUUUCAUGGUCUCGACUGAUUGCAUGAUAUCUUCAGAAUGCAGAUUAAAGAUAUACUUCCGCACACCUAGAUCGAGCUUUGAUUCGGUAGUAGAUAUUCUUAGUAUGGGGGGAAAGCGAGCCGGGUUUGAGAAGAACUUGCAGGAAUUGAAGGACCUUUGGCGCUUGACCCUUGACCUUCCGGUGGGAUUCUCAACAUCUGAGGACCUGCCCCUAAGAAAGGAUACUACUAGUGGUAUGUGCUACCAUUUUGAAAUCCAUCAAGCAAACGCGCUUCCAGAUAUCAAAUUGUACAUACCAACCAAGCAAUAUGGAAAGUCGGACAUGAAGGUUGCUGAAGGACUCACCAAAUUUCUUGGGCUGUAUAGAAGGGGAAAUUAUGCAAAAGGAUACAUCAGAGCACUAAAACAAUUGGCGCCCCUGCAUCAGCUCGAGUCAUCUUCUGGUGUUCAAUCAUACAUAUCUUGUGCAUUUGACAGAGAAAGUCUAAGCAUCACGACCUAUUUUAAUCCUUACAUCCCGCCUGCUCACUGA